Messenger RNA from Mytilus californianus (California mussel), 5219 nucleotides. RefSeq lists its product as uncharacterized. The coding region runs from base 159 to 3266 and encodes 1035 amino acids. NCBI's taxonomy places the organism in Eukaryota, Metazoa, Mollusca, Bivalvia, Mytilida, Mytilidae. The record is from RefSeq and is a predicted model, not a curated record. Gene Ontology annotation, biological process: regulation of gene expression. The transcript has 4 exons. Gene Ontology annotation, cellular component: nucleus.
CGUCACUCAUCAGUGAUAAACAAAGGCGCCAUGUUCAAGUAAAGCAGGUUACUGUUAUGAUAACUGCACAGUCAAGAGAAAGCCCCCCCUGAUCUAGGAUCAGAUAACAAGAUUUUUUCUCUAAAAACUGAAGGAUAAAGACAAUCUUAACAGUUGUUAUGAUGAGUGUUCAAAUAAAGGUAAAGUCGGAACCAGUUGACCCUGGUUAUGAGGCUGCAUUGGAAGGUUCCAGCGGGGAACCAGUUGAAGGACAGAAGAUAAAAUCUCUACUGAGAGGAAUUCUGGAUAAAUCUGACCAGGGACAGUCAAUCAAGAAUGUUAUUGAAGAUAUGCUGCAGAAAAAUGAAGCAGUGAUAGCACAAAAUGAUCCACUACCAUUUAAACCUAAUCCUAGAACAACAUAUAAAAAAGAUGAUUUCAAAGUGAAAGAUUCUAACAUUGUACGACCAAAAAGUCCAACACGUACUUGUGAGAUACCACAAAAGGAUAUGUCACAUAUUGGUCAAACAUUGAUGGAAAUGGGAGUGUAUGAUGAAAAGACAGAACAUUCAUUUCAGACUAUGACACAUGAAAUGGUUUGUGGUGUUGCUUCUAAAGCUUUUGUUAUGACUCAAGAAGGAGCAAACAUUCAGACUGAUAUGCAGUAUUACUGGUGUAACUUUUGUCCAUUUAAAACAGAACACAAGCAGACGUUACUGCAGCAUGUUAUGGAACACAGGUUUCAUUGCAAGUUUUGUACAUAUCAGUCUUUUUCUAGAGCUGAUGUUAUUCGUCAUGCUUCCAAAGAACAUGAAGACUUCCGCUCCACUGCUGAAAGUCUAAAAUAUUGUACAUUCCUACCUGAUUUUCUUCAGCUAGAGGUCAAUUCAAAAAAGAGAAAGAGUGAGGAAAACGGUGAACCAGCACCAAAGAAAACCAAAGUGAGUAAAGCAGGUCCAAAAUCAAAGACAGAAGGAAAACCCAAAAUACCUACUACAGAAACCAUGUUUGAAAUGGAAGUUGAUGAAGUAGAUGAAGAUAAUAAUGAAAGUUCAGAGGAAGAAGAACCUUCAGAGAAAGUUAUUGUACCUCGAAGUAAAAGAUCAUCAAUUGUUGCCAAACCUGUUCAGGAAAUACCCAAAGCAAAAGACAUUGAGACUCAUGUCGCCACAAAUUCACCAGACAAAAUAACUCCUGUAGCAUCAAAACCAACACCCCCUCCAGCUGCACAGAAAACUACCACUCCAGCUAAAACACAAAAUACAGUAACAGUCUCAUCAGGUCUUUGUUGGAAUUGCGGUUAUUGUGAAUUUGUCACAUUAAGUCAGACCUUCCUAAAGACGCAUCUGAAUACCCAGCAUGGUGGAAAGGCUCACAAGUAUGUAGCAAUGUUAGUCUCAUCACAGGAUGAAAUGAACAGAAUCAAAGAAAGAGACAACCAGAUGUACUUAAGUCCCAAUCCUGCCUUACUGCUUGGUAGUCCAACAGUGACAUCCACAACUGCACAAGAGAAGACAACUCCAGCUGUAACACAAAAUGAGGAUAAUGCAGAGGGUGUAGUGGAUAGCGACAGUGAUGAAGAAUACAUUCCCGACGAAGAAAAGAAGAAGUAUCCAUUAACUUACAAAUGUGCUCACUGCAAUUUUAAUGCCCCAGUCUGCUUCAAGAUCAAAGAACACUUGUUGUUUAAACACUCUGGAUGUGUAUUGUAUGCACUUGACAUGAGAGCUGUCAAACUGAAACAAAAAAGAUAUGUUUUCUUUUGUCAUCGACAGAACUGUUCUUUUACCAGUAAGAAAACCGAAGAAUACCUCAAUCACUCAGAGAGUUGUACCCCUUGGUUAGAACCAGGAUGUCCAGAGAAAAUUGAUGGAGCUGCAAAGAAAUGUCUAGAAUUAACUCGUAAUUUUUCAACAAAGAUAUCCCAAAAAGCAUUUCAGAUGGCACGUAAUUUCAAAACUACCAAAACAGCAGAGUAUGCAUGUGUACACUGCUCUUACACUUCUAAUAACAAUACAAGAGUGAAGAAACAUGUAUUAGCAAAUCACAAAGACGGGGAAACUGUCAUGAGAGAUCUUCAAGCCUCUAAGAUGAAAAAGAAAACCACAGUAUACUUCUGCAAGAUCUGUCUGUGGGAAACUAGAGUUGAUGGAGAACUUGGUGAACAUCUAAAAGAAAAACACAAUGAAGAACUUCCAGUUUCAAAACCUACUUCAAAGCCAGUCUCUGAACCACAAACAGGCCCUGAAGAACCUCCUCCACUGAUGCCAAAAAUAGUUUCAGUCAAGUCAGGGAAAGAUGCAGUAACCCCCACUUCCUCACCAUCUGGGUCAGACAUAGAAGACCAGUUAAAUGACGAUGAUGAUAGUGAACCUGAACAAAAGGAAGCAGAUGAUGGCUUGGACGAAUUAGAAAUCCCAGAGCAGGAUAUUCAGAAAAUGAUGGAUGAAUAUAUCACUGAUGAAGCUUCAAGAGGCAAAUCUUCAGGAAGACCUAACCGUGCUGCAGCAGCUAAAGCUUCUGCCAGAGUGCAAGCCCAGGGGCAUUCUCCAUCAUUGUACAAAUGUCUACAGUGUCAACAAAUGCAUUUUGGAGAGAAUUUAAUGAAGCGUCACAUGAACACCAUUCAUCCUGGAGUAGCUUUACGCGCAUUGGAUGUGAAGAAGAAAACACACAAAUCUAAUCCUUACAUCUGUUUUUGUCCCAAAGAUUUGUGCAGAUAUAUACACCUGAGUGAAGAAAAUAUUGCCAAACAUGCUGAAGAUUCCCACUCAAUUGACAGAGAUACUGCUGCCAUUAAAGCCAUCCUUGAACCAUUCAUACCUCCAUCUUCUCCAGAAAAACAUGUCAGAGCUGUUGCAAACAGUUCAACAGCUCAGUAUGAAUGUUUAUAUUGUACAACCACAGUUCAGCUUACAACUUGUCUCAAAAUGAGGCAACAUAUCCUGGCCAAGCAUCCAGAUGAAGAUGUAAUAUUUAGAGACUGUCUAUUGAGGAAAUCACGAAGGGCAUGUCGUGUAUUCAUGUGUCCAGAUAUUACUUGCGCAUACAACACAACAGAUCAGAAAGAAAUCAGCUUACACAAGUUAGCCCAUGAAAAAGCCACAAUUUAUGAAUGUUCCCAAUGUCAAUGGUUUACAACUAAUUUGGAUACCGUUGGUGCACACAUGGCUGCUUUACAUCAAGGUGAAAAGGUCACAACAAUAGAAAUCAACUUAGAUUUAGAUAGUGAUGGCAGAGUAGCAAAGAAAGUUGGAGGAACUGUUAUUAAACAAGAACCAGAAUAGUAGUCAGUUUACAGAUUCCCAUUGGUUGUUGUAUGUUUUAUGAGUAGUAUAUAGAAACUGAAAACAUGAACAAAAAAUUUUUAUACCAGUAGUAAUGCAUUUGUUGUUUUUCUCAUGUAAAAUAAAUACAUUUAAAACUGAUUCAAAUGAUACAAAAGAAGAAGUGUGGAAAUCAAAAGUAAAGAAAAAAAAAACAUACCAAUAUAUAAAUCCUAGUGCAAUGUAAAAUUUUGUAUUAUAAGUUGGUCACAAAUGUACUAUGCAUUAAAAAGUCAUGCAUAUAUUGCUGGAAAUUGAAAUAUUUUACUUGGUUAUUUCAUGAUUUUUCGUUCCCGUUCUCUAACUUAAGUUUGCCUCAACCAAAUGUUAUGAAAUUUAUACACAAUACUUAUUACUACAAAACUCAGAUCAAUAACAAAUUUUUAGCGUCACUUUUACCGUUCUUCAGUUUUGUCCCUUUAUAACUUUAUAUGAUAUGCAAGCGGGGGCAUCAUCUGUGUCCCAUGGACACAUUUCCCAUUUAUUUUUGUAUAUGUUGAUCUGUUGAUUCAUGUUUUAAUAUAUCAUUUUGAAGUAUGAAUAAAGAUAUUUUGCACUUUUUUUUAUCCAUCUAGGUACAUUCAUGCUUUCAUUACUAAAAUUAGUUUUAAUUUUUUUUUAGGAAAAUGAAGAAUUUGAUGAAAUUUGUUUGAAACUUGUAAAUAUGUAUGCAACUGAAAUGUUACAGAAAUUAAAGUAAACUUCUCCUGUAAAUUAUAAGGCAAUGCAAAAAGUUCUAACUUUCUUAUUCUUUUUCAUAAGAAGUACUCAAUUACCAUGCUUUCUGUUAUACACAUAUUAACUGUGUCACAAUUGCAAACAUUAUGAAUAUCCAAUGUAUAUGAAAUUAUAUAUACUAGGUAUGCAACUAAACAAAAGUAACAAUAAACAAGUUUAAACUCGAAUUAAUUAUAAAUUAUGAUAACUAAAAAAUUAUUCAAUUUCAAAGCAAGUUACUUAUGAUUCUGAGAAUCUUUAAAGUCAGAAAGUGAGAAAAUAGUGUUAUUCAACAAAGGGUUUUAAUUUAUUUUGCUGACAAUGGGGUUAAAUUUAUUCAGCUGAAAUUCAUGACACAAACAGGUAUCAAGUUUCGCACAUAAAAUAUAAGCUUUUGAAAUUGUUUUGAAAAUAUUAUUUUAAAUAAUUUAAUUACAAAUAAAUCAUUUUGCAUUUUUUGCUUUAAAUCUGGUUUAGAAGACAAAAAAAACAUGCUAUAAAAUUAAGUAAGCCUGUUACCAAUUUCAUAUAUGUAUAUACAAAAAAUGUAUUACCUUGUAAGAUUUCUUUUGUUGGCUAGUAUAUGUAGUCUAUUUGGAAAAUGCAAAUGUUUUACAUGUUUUCUUUAGCUUUAAUACAAAUGUAUCAACAUUUUGAAUUGGCCACUUCAUUGUAAACUUGGCCAUUCAAUGGUAGUGUAGACAUAAGACCUAAGUCAAAGUGUAAACAGACUUGUAAUACAUUUGUUGAUUCUUUUGUUUAUUAUGAACUUGACAGAUUAAGUUCUUAGAUUAUGAAUUCAGAGGCAAGGAGGGACUUCUUGUUAGAGUAUGAUUUGUUAAAAAAAGGAUUGUUUGCAGAUUUUAUAGGAAAUAUAUUGACAUUUUGGUAAAACAUCCUAUACCUUGUAAAAUAGUUUUAAGAUUUAUUGCUUGUUUUAUGUGGCAAUACACAUUAUUUUGGUCCCGUUACUAUAGCCGAGAUCAAAUAGUUUUUGUUCCCCUGUUCUUCAGAUGUCUUCUCUUUUUUUGUCAUGUCUAUGUGUAAAAUGUAUUUCAAUGAAGAUGUGAUUUUGAAAGUAAUUAUAAUUUUGUAACAGCUUUAAGAUUUUGGUAAAAUAUAGUUACAUCAUUUAUGUCAUUAGUAAUGUGUUCAUUCAUAUCAACAUUUGGAGUAUUAGUAAACAUUUUCAAAGUU